Cydia strobilella is the source of this 390-nucleotide messenger RNA. RefSeq names its product lipopolysaccharide-induced tumor necrosis factor-alpha factor homolog. Gene Ontology annotation, molecular function: zinc ion binding. The transcript is spliced from 3 exons. Bases 147 to 383 code for a protein of 78 amino acids. NCBI's taxonomy places the organism in Eukaryota, Metazoa, Arthropoda, Insecta, Lepidoptera, Tortricidae. The record is from RefSeq and is a predicted model, not a curated record.
AGGCCUACAAUGGCCUACAUACAGCACGACACCGGCUUACCGCUAGUCUCAAAUCACCAUCACGAGCGCGCGCGCGCCCGUUCUGUUCUGUGGCAUUAAGUAGGUAAUAGUGUUUUUGUAGUGACAGCCCGUAUACCAGAUCCAACAUGAACAUUGCCCCAGUCGGUCCUCAACCCACCAACCUCACCUGCCCGUCAUGCCGCGCCUCUAUUGUGACACGGGUGGAUCACAAAGCAACCACAAAGACACACGUCAUCGCCUUGCUACUGUGUUUGUUCCUUUGCUGGCCUUGCGUGUGCGUGCCUUAUUGCAUGGAUUCCUGUAGGAAUGCCGACCACUACUGCCCAAGCUGCAACACCUACCUCGGAACUUACCAAAAAUAAUACCAAA